Lathyrus oleraceus (garden pea) is the source of this 600-nucleotide messenger RNA. RefSeq lists its product as uncharacterized. Lineage: Eukaryota; Viridiplantae; Streptophyta; Magnoliopsida; Fabales; Fabaceae. Gene Ontology annotation, molecular function: RNA-DNA hybrid ribonuclease activity; nucleic acid binding. The transcript has 2 exons. The record is from RefSeq and is a predicted model, not a curated record. The coding region runs from base 1 to 600 and encodes 199 amino acids.
AUGGGUAGCAGUUUUCAAUAUCGUGGUUGGGACCUCCUUGAUGAAAGGCACAGCGGAGUUCUUGCUUAUACCACCAUGGAAGUGGUUCUAGAUUUUACGACAGAUUUCUUGGUUGGAGAAGCUAUCAAAGGGAGCAUCUUGUCUUACUACCUUGCCCAUCAACCCGCGGAGAGUUAUCAACCGAUGAAAUUUGACUUUCCUGAUGAGGACAUCAUGUUCAUUCGAGAUUGCAAUAUUACAGGCCCUAACGAAGGACUUGAACCAGGAUCACGGUGGACACUCGUGUUCGACGGUGCCUCUAAUGCAAAAGUUCAUGGGAUAGGAGCAAUCAUCACAUCUCUGAUUAGUUUUUACAUUCCAUUCAUCACUAGAUUAUGCUUUGACUGCACCAACAAUAUGGCAGAAUAUGAGGCAUGCAUCUACGAUAUUGAAGCAGUUAUUGACUUAAGAAUCAAGAUUAUUAAGGUGUAUGGGGACUCUGCUUUAGUGACCAGUCAAGUUCGAGGAGACUGGGAAACUCCCAAUAAGAAGUUGAUUUCAUACAGAGAACACGUGGUGAAACUGAUUCCCUAUUUUGAUGAAAUCACUUUGAAAUUCUAG